Molecule: messenger RNA, 771 nt
Organism: Exophiala xenobiotica
Lineage: Eukaryota; Fungi; Ascomycota; Eurotiomycetes; Chaetothyriales; Herpotrichiellaceae
Exons: 3
Coding region: 26-406 (126 amino acids)
Source: RefSeq, a predicted model, not a curated record
CCGUCUCUUUGUCGGCCGCCCAAUUAUGGAGGAAUUCACUUCCUAUAUUUACGCUGCAGAUUAUUGCCGCAAGAAAGAACAUGGAGUUCUUGAGGAAACAACGAAGGCUAGAACAGAAGUCUCUUCACACAUCCGCGCCUUAUACGACGCCGGGGUGCCCAUCUACAGUAGAGAAUUGAUUCGGGACGUAUUCAAUCAGCUUCAGAGCGGUCAUCAGAAAAUAUUGGUCAAAGGACUCGACGGAAACAUUGUCGAUUUCGACAUAGAAACAGGACAAAUUUCUGAUUCAGUUGAUGAGUUCAACUUCGUUAUCGGAGCCCCUUUUAUUAUGUUUGUUUCUCCGCAACUGGGACCGAAGCCAGUACACCGAGGACGAACUUACCAAGUCACUUACCUCGGACCCUGACUCCCCUCGCCUAACCAAAAUGAUUCAAAAAUUUUACAAAAGAUUGAUUUUCCAGGGGAUCUGGACGCGUUCAAUCACAAUGCCAUCUAUGUCAGACGAAAGUCGUAAGGAGCUGUAAGUACUAACUCCUAAGUUGGUGUUGGUUUUCUUGAGUUGCUGGGGGAGGGUGGUGGAAAGCCUCCUCAAUUCUACUGCAUCUGCGCUCAAGAAGACUCCGGGAGCGUUCAGGGAUCGCUCAGGAAGCAGCAGGUGAGCCGAGGGCGAGUAAAGCGGCGAGCGGCUAAUUGGAGGGAGGACAGGUUAGGACUACCUACCUAGCACCUAAGCUAUGUAGUAUUGUCGUGCGAAAAACAUGUCGCCCAUCC